AUAUUCCGGUUCGCACGCGCCUGAAUUAAAAUCCGCGUGAAAGAGAUUGACAUGUUGGGACAUGCCCGUUCAUCUGUCAGCGCGCGCGCGCGCACACACAGACACACACACCGGAGAGACUGAGCAGUAGCGUGAGAACCCGAGCGGAGCGCGCGAGGAUUUAACGGGGAUCCAGGGAGCUGAGUGAAGAUGGACUGUGCAGAUGACGAGUUUUCUCUUCAUGGUGAAUGUCGGCGGUGUCCACGCUGCCCCCCGGGACACGAACUGGAACAGGACUGUGGGUAUGGGGUGGGCGGAGCCAGUGUGUGUGGUGUGUGUGAUCGACGCUGGUUUAAGGAGGAUUGGGGCUCACACUCGUGCAGGAUGUGUCAGAACUGCCGGCGCCUUAACAGACAGGAAAUCACACCGUGCACACACACACACAAUGCCGUAUGUGGAGACUGUCUGCCUGGGUUCUACAGUAAAAGGAGAUUGGACGGACUGCAGGAUUUGGAGUGUUUGCCAUGUGGUUCCGCCCACAUCAGACACACACAGUGCGGUACCACUGUUGAAGCAUGGAGUUCCGAAGCCCCACCCCUCAACACUGCCGCUAUGAUGACUGCUUGUGUGAUGGCUGUUACCAUGGCAGCCGUUUUAUUGAUCAUUAUGGUUAUGACGUACAGAGGAUUUAACACACUCCGGAAAACACUUAAAGGCUGUUUAUCGCGCCCCAGUCACUGUGACAUUGCGGCUACCUCCGUUUCCGUAGCGACGGAGUACAGCGUGACCCAGGAAGCAGAAUAUGGUUGUUUGGGGCUCGCUUCCACCCCGCUUCCUGCAGCACGCGGUGCCCUCUUCAGUGACAUCACUUCCUGCGCGGUCGUCACCCAGGCGACAGGGUCACACGACGGCUGGUCGGGGUGGGCGGGGCACGGUCCGGUGGAGUGCACGGAGCGGGAGAUAUUACACGGAGAGAAGAGGACACUGACGUCUGACGUCUCGCGUGAAACAGACAACACGAGCACUUCUCUACAGGGAGCGUGUUUACAUCAAGAACUUUUACAGCAGGAACACCUACCAGGAGCUGAUGCUACAGCUAAUACCGCUAAUACAGCUAAUAAUGAGUGCUAAAGUGGCUAAUCAUGCUAACUGUAGCACCACAAUGCUGAAUCGAUAUCAAGUCCAUUCAUCAUGCUAAUACUGGCAGCAGAAUGAGUAUUAGCACUGCUAAUGCUAGCUCCUGACAUGGCUAAUUACUGUAUAAUUUGGGAUGCUAACUAUAGCAGCAAACAGUGAUCGGUGGUUGUGUGAGUGAUAUUUCAGGAAUCUGUUGUUUGUUUGUUUUUUUACAGUGAUUACAGACAUUAUGAUAAAUGUGAUACUGGUGCUAAUGGUGCUGCUAAUUACUGCAACGUCUUUUACUGUAAUUACUGUCUGAGGUGAGGUCAGACGUAUGCUAUUGUUCAGCACUGGCAUUGCUAACAGCAACACUGUCACUAGCUCAACAGGUUUUACCUGAAGAAACACCCGAGUCUCUUUCCCCUGAAUUACUUCCAGAUUUUUCCACACGUGUCUCUUUUGUUUUUUUUUUUGUUUUUUUACACAAUAUUCAGUAUUUUAUUUGACAUUUUACAAAAUUUUACAGUAUUUUUACUUUAUUAUUUGUUUUGUACUGUGGUCACUUUGAGUCUGAAUCUGCUGCUUUUACUGUUGUUUUUUUUUUUUUUAAUAUAUUUUUGUUAUUUUGUUGUAAACUUUAUGAAACAUUGCUUUAUAUAAAAAUUUUGUAGCAAAAAAGAAAAUAAAAACAGAUCGUAUGUUGUUAA
Molecule: messenger RNA, 1805 nt
Organism: Ictalurus punctatus (channel catfish)
Lineage: Eukaryota; Metazoa; Chordata; Actinopteri; Siluriformes; Ictaluridae
Gene: eda2r
Product: ectodysplasin A2 receptor
Exons: 9
Coding region: 190-1110 (306 amino acids)
Biological process (GO): positive regulation of canonical NF-kappaB signal transduction; positive regulation of JNK cascade
Cellular component (GO): plasma membrane
Molecular function (GO): signaling receptor activity; protein binding
Source: RefSeq, a predicted model, not a curated record